AUUCGCCGACCCAAUUCGCCAGUACGCAGCUCUAUCUCUCGCCAAUUCAAAAAAGAAAAGAAAAGAAAAGAACCCCUCUAUCUCUCGCCGCACAUGGCGAACAGCUAACCCUAGCCGCCGCCACUGCACCGGCGCCUCCCCCGCCCCACUGACCGGCUUCCUAGGGCUUCCCUCCGCCCGUUUCUUCACCGCCGCGUUGGUCGCGACCCGGCCACCCUCGCCAGCGCUGGUCCCUGCACGGACGGCACGAACGCCGCCGCCCCGUUCAAGAUACUACACCAACUCCCCAGCUCGUCCUCGUCCUAGUGGAGACUCCACCCCCGCGGCUCCGCUUUCUUAGCACUCUCGCCGUCGCAGCCCGUCGCGCCGCCGGGAGCCAGGCAUGACGACGCGUAUCGCGCCCGGCGUGGGCGCGAACCUCCUCGGGCAGCACUCGGCGGAGCGCAACCAGGACGCCACCACCUACGUCGGCAACCUCGACCCGCAGUAGGAAAUAAUAACCAUGGAGUUCUGUAUGUGCUUUCUUUUUUUGAGGGAGUAUGUGCUUAUGGAUGAUUGUUUCUGAGGAAUUACUGUGGGAGUUGUUUGUCCAAGCAGGCCCUGUUGUUAAUGUCUAUGUCCCGAAAGACAGAGUUACAAAUCUACACCAGGGCUAUGGGUUUGUAGAAUUUAGGAGUGAGGAAGAUGCAGAUUAUGCUAUUAAGAUUUUGAACAUGCUCAAAUUGUACGGAAAGCCAAUAAGAGUAAACAAGGCUUCCCAAGACAAGAAGAGCUUGGAUGUGGGUGCGAAUCUUUUUAUUGGCAAUCUUGAUCCGGAAGUCGAUGAGAAGCUUCUCUAUGAUACCUUCAGUGCAUUUGGUGUGAUUGUGACCAACCCUAAGAUAAUGCGGGACCCUGAAACUGGAAAUUCUCGAGGUUUUGGCUUUGUGAGCUAUGAUUCCUUUGAAUCAUCUGAUCAAGCUAUAGAGGCCAUGAACAACCAGCAUUUAUGUAAUCGGCCAAUCACUGUCUCAUAUGCUUACAAGAAAGACACGAAAGGAGAGCGCCAUGGCACACCAGCAGAGAGGUUGCUUGCAGCGAACAACCCAGGAUCUCAGAAGCAUAGGCCACACACAAUGUUUGCAACUGCUCCGCCAACCCAAGGGCUUCAAAACGGUGGUGUUGGUGCACCUGUGCCACGGCCUUUUGCCAAUGGGAAUGUCCCAGGACAGAUGCAACAUGUCAGACCGCCGCCGCCACCUGUUGGUCAAUACCCUCCCAUGCAGAUGCAUGGACAGCCUGCCUGGCCUGGUCCUCCACAGAAUAUGCAACAAGUACCACCUCCGAUGCAACAGCAGCUUCAAUACAGGCUUCCAGGGAUGCCCCCGCCGCCGCAAAACAUGAUGCCCCCACCGCAAAACAUGAUGCCGCCACCUCAUCACAUGGCCAGGCCGCCGCCGCCACCUCCCAAUAUGCAAGCUCCACCUAUGUGGAGGCCACCCCCACCCCCACAACAAGGUGGUGGAAUGCCGCCACCUCCAAUGUCCAUGCCACCUCCUCCACCGCCACCUUCUGGUUAAAAAUAUAAAUGGGUGUCUUCCAUUGGGUUAAUUUGGCGCGCAGCAGUUGUAGACCAAGGGUGUUAAAAGUCUUUCAUAUACUGUCAUGUAACUUGCAGCACUAGGAGAAUAUCAGAAUUGAGAGAAUUAGCGGACGGUGAUACAAAAUGCGUGACUUUUGUGAUUGCAUGUGCGGUACCUGCCUUGUGUGGGUGCUGCUGCUGUGUGCUCUGCUUAGGACAAUUAUGGACCGUGAUCUGUGCUAUCUCUUACAUUGUUAUUACUGGCAGAAUCGUGUUUUAAACAGGCCUCUGGUGAUUGACAGUUGUCGCGCAACUUUCAGCUGUUUUCAUGAAA
Molecule: messenger RNA, 1895 nt
Organism: Triticum urartu
Lineage: Eukaryota; Viridiplantae; Streptophyta; Magnoliopsida; Poales; Poaceae
Source: RefSeq, a predicted model, not a curated record